Molecule: messenger RNA, 2448 nt
Organism: Lampris incognitus (smalleye Pacific opah)
Lineage: Eukaryota; Metazoa; Chordata; Actinopteri; Lampriformes; Lampridae
Gene: dusp1
Product: dual specificity phosphatase 1
Exons: 4
Coding region: 314-1444 (376 amino acids)
Biological process (GO): protein dephosphorylation; endoderm formation; negative regulation of p38MAPK cascade
Cellular component (GO): nucleus; cytoplasm
Molecular function (GO): MAP kinase tyrosine/serine/threonine phosphatase activity; protein tyrosine/threonine phosphatase activity
Source: RefSeq, a predicted model, not a curated record
ACCAUCUGAACAACACAACAGACGACUGAAUAAACCCCUUACCAAGAACAACAAUCGGAUAGAGAAGAGGAAGGAAACGACCUCGUCUUCAUUUUCACUGUAACAUUUUAGUGCGUAAAACCGUGUGUGUUUGUGUGUGUGCGCGCGCGCGCGUGUGUGUGUCUGGCUAAAAGAAAUCCCGUAAGAGGCAAAGCAGCCCAGAACAAAAGAACUCUUUAAUAUUAUUCUCAGAGUAGAUUUCAAGGAGACGCUGUUGGUUAUUUAACCCUAUCUACGUACAAGGCGAGUUCUGGCUAUCUGUCGAGCAACCUUUAUGUAUUUGGAUCUAUCAUUCUUAUCCCGUCGUCCUACUAUGGUCAUAAUGGAGAUCCCCAGCAUCGACUGCGAGUCCCUCCGUCACAUGCUGGAGGGCGACCGGCCGGGCUGCCUUGUGCUCGACUGCCGCUCCUUUUUCUCUUUCAACUCGUCCCAUAUAUCCGGCUCCACCAACGUGCGUUUCAGCACCAUAGUGCGCAGGAGGGCCAGAGGGGGCUUGGGACUCGAGCACAUCAUCCCCAACGAGGAGACGCGGAACCGGCUUCUCUCCGGGGAGUAUCAGUCGGUGGUCUUCCUGGAUGACCGGAGCGUGGACUUCGGCCAGGUGAAAAAAGACGGCACCCUGAUGCUGGCAGUGACGGCCUUAUCCCGCGACCCCUGCGGUGCCAGGGUCUUUAUUCUCAAAGGUGGCUUUGAAACUUUUUCCUCUGAGUACCCUGAGAUGUGUACGAAACCCUCACCUCCACAAGGGCUUAGCUUGCCCCUGAGUGCCAGCCAUCCUGGAAGUGCAGACACCGGCUGCAGUCCAUGCAGUACACCUUUAUAUGAUCAGGGGGGUCCAGUUGAGAUCUUGCCCUUCCUGUACCUUGGCAGUGCUUACCAUGCCUCCAGAAAAGACAUGCUGGACAUGCUGGGCAUUACAGCUCUGAUAAACGUCUCUGCCAACUGCCCUAACCACUUCGAAGACUCUUUCCUGUACAAAAGCAUCCCCGUAGAGGACAACCACAAAGCUGAUAUCAGCUCCUGGUUCAAUGUGGCAAUCGAAUUUAUCGAUUCGGUGAGGAAUAAAGGAGGCCGUGUUUUUGUACACUGCCAAGCGGGCAUCUCCCGCUCCGCUACCAUUUGCCUUGCCUACCUCAUGCGCACCAAUCGUGUGAAGCUGGACGAGGCCUUCGAGUUUGUCAAGCAGCGACGCAGCAUCAUCUCCCCCAACUUCAGCUUCAUGGGUCAGCUUCUUCAGUUUGAGUCUCAGGUCCUUGCCUCCUCUACCUGCUCCUCAGAGGCAAGCAGUCCUGCCAUCGGCAAGAGCAGCACAGUCUUCAACUUCCCCGUCUCCAUCCCUGUACAUUCUUCAGCCGGCCAGCUGUCUUUCCUCCACAGUCCCAUCACCACUUCCCCAAGUUGCUGAGGAAGCUGUGGGUGUCGCAGACAUUGCUUUGAGUUUUACUGUAACUCACUGGUGACUUGCCACAGAGCACUACAUGAACAUAUGGCCCUAAUGUUACUAUUAUAUAGUGAUACUGGUAUCACUGGACAAGAAGGGUGCUAUCGCUUGCUGGCAGUCAAGUUGCCAAGUUUGUGACUUACUGGCCAAUUUGUAGGACAGCAUAUGUUGGCCCCAUCAUUUCAAGAGGAAUUUUGAUUGCUACCAACUGGCAGUAUUGUUGUCACGUCCCUCUGCACAAAUGUGAUUGUCGCCCACAAUUCUAAACAGUCCAUCAUAGAUAUCAUAAGAGAUAACUGAAAAAAAGGGAUUAUUCCUUAGAGGAAAGUUAGAAGCAUUUCAAUAGUUUGUAUUCAAAGAACAUUAAAAAGAAGAAGUCAUGAUGGUGUGACUGCUUUUGAUAAUCUUUUUUUUUUCUUGAAAAGUGGGAAGACCAGCCAGUUGCUAUGUUCACUGUUGUCUCAGGAAAGUUUGAAUGGUCUUUUCAUCUGUUCAUUGUGUAUUCUUGAGCUGGUUGUCGGGAAGUAACUUUACAAACUUUCUGCCAAUUUUUAGACACAGGCCAUGAAAAUCACUCUAUUUGACGAACAAUGAAUGUAUCCUCUUUUCGAUCUCGCUCUGGCAGACGUUUUACAUUUUCAUAUUGAAAGUGAAAUGGGUUGCCAAUUCGGAUGCAAAAAGAAAAAAAAAGAAAAGAAAAUCUGCGUUCUAAACAUAACACCCUGACGAUCCCGACACAUUGGGGAAACCAACCAUGAUAUACCUCAUGUUUCUGUACUGUGUAAUGCAGCUCUGGGAUGGAUGGUGCCCCACAAGAACCCCAAAGUACUAUAGAGGGGCCAUCUAAUUCUCAAUGACUGACAUAUUUAUUAAACUAAAGUAAUAUAUUUCUUUUAUCGUAUCUAUUUUUGCAUAUGUUUGUUGAGUGUUCUUUUGAUACCAUCGAAUAAAUCCAAUUUGUCUUUUUA